Messenger RNA from Sclerotinia borealis F-4128, 753 nucleotides. The record is from the annotation of a GenBank genome assembly. Lineage: Eukaryota; Fungi; Ascomycota; Leotiomycetes; Helotiales; Sclerotiniaceae.
AUGUUGUCCACAGCACGAUCCAAAGGCUUCAGCCAAAUCCUUACCUCUACGGCCUCCAUCUCAAUCCCCUCAUUCCUCCUCCCCGCCUUCCCAAUCGCCUCUCGAUUCUUUUCCGCAUCAACAUGUCGAAACUCUCACAUUGGAAGUGAAUCAUUGACGAUUCCCCCCGAAGUAAAUUUCACAAUUAUACCAGCCCCUCCGCAGGCGAGAAACUCCGCGGUGGUGAAGAAACCGGUCGUUAACAUUAAGGGGCCGUUGGGGGAAAUAUCCAUGUCAAUUGAGUCAUAUAUUAAAAUCGAUCAUGAUGAGAAUACGAGGAAGGCAGUUGUCAGUGUGGAAGAUAAACUAGUAAAGAACCAAAGAGCCAUGUGGGGAACCACUCGCGCUUACCUCCAAAAUCAUAUCCUCGGUGUCUCUGAAGGUCACAAUGCCAUUCUCCGUCUCGUCGGUGUUGGAUACCGUGCCACUGUUGAACCUGCUUCCAAUGUAACAACCAAAACCCCCGAGUUCGAAGGCCAGCAAUUUGUGGUCUUAAAAGUAGGAUACUCUCAUGCUAUCGAAUUACCUGUCCCAAGAUUCGUGAAAGCGAGUACACCACAACCUACACGUAUAUUGUUAGAAGGGCCAGAGAAGGAAGUGGUAUUACUUUUCGCCGCACAAAUUAGAAAGUGGAGAGUGCCGGAACCGUAUAAGGGGAAGGGAAUCUUUGUUAAUGGAGAGGUGAUUAAGUUGAAGAAUAAGAAGAUUAAGUAG